Molecule: messenger RNA, 690 nt
Organism: Medioppia subpectinata
Lineage: Eukaryota; Metazoa; Arthropoda; Arachnida; Sarcoptiformes; Oppiidae
Source: the annotation of a GenBank genome assembly
AUGAUAACGAUAGCGGUAGCGGUGGGUAUGGGAGGGAUGGGUAGUGUCCAGGGCUGUAACGAAGCCGUCUGUGCGUCAAUCGUAAGCAAAUGUAUGCUAACAAAGAGCUGCAAAUGCGAUGACUUUAAGCGGAACCGGACCUGUAGUCGCGAUUGUCUUCAUUGUCUCGACUAUCUAUACCACGACUGUUGCUCUUGCGUUCAGAUGUGCCCCAAACCGAACACUACGGAGACGUCGUUGGCCUCCAAAUCGCAUGUGGAAGACCUGGUGGAGCCUCAGGAGGAGCUGUUCUCAGUGCUCACCGAACAGACCGAUCACUUGCUUCGGUGGACAUCGCAUACAAUACCGACGAGGAUUGUGUUUAUGGACUCGUCGUCGUCUUCUUCUUCAUCGGCCGCUAAGAACACGACUAACGGCGAGAGCGACGGCUCCGACGACGGGGUGGACACCGAGCGGGACAUUGCGGUCAACUGUACGGUCGCCUACAUGUCUCAGUGCAUGUCUUGGGCGAAGUGCAAGAGUUCGUGCACUUCGAUGGGCGCCACGUCUUACCGAUGGUUUCACGACAAGUGUUGCGAAUGUAUUGGCAGUUAUUGUAUCAAUUAUGGCAUCAAUGAGUCUCAAUGUAUUCAGUGUCCGCUCACCACAGAGGAAGAGCCCUACGAACCCGAAGUCACUCCAGAGGAUUAC